AUGACGGACCAAAUCACGACCAUGGAGGGCGCUAUUCGCGCAGCAGAGCAGACGCUGGAGCACAUUUUCAACCCCAACUUGGAACAAGACAAGCGCAUUCCAAUUGAUCUUCUCCACGAAGCCAAAGGCUUGGCUUUUCUCACGGUGAUCAAGAUUGGCUUGAUCUGGACUGGCAAAGUGGGUACAGGCGUCGUGAUCUCGAAGCUGCCGGAUCGACGAUGGUCAGCUCCUAGUGCCAUUGGCACAGCUGGCAUGGGCUUUGGGGCUGAGAUGGGUGCGCAGUUGAUCGAGUUUAUGAUCAUUCUGAACUCGGACAUGGCGGUCAAGAGCUUUAUGCAGAAGGGACAGCUCUCAGCUGGUGCUAAUUUGGAGUUUGCAGCUGGUCCCUAUGGUCGUGCAGCGGGCGCGAAUGCCAACUUUAGUGCCUCGGGCAUUGCGCCCAACUAUACCUAUAGCCACAGCAAAGGCCUUUUUGGCGGGGUGGGCUUGCAGGGGUCGGGCAUUGUGGCCCGUGCGGACAUUAACAAGAAGUUUUACGGUCGCGAGAUUACCCCGACGGAGAUUUUGACGGGAGCUGUCGACCAGCCAGCUGCGGCCUCACAAUUGUAUGAUGCACUGCAGCGCAUUGUGAGCAUCCCGCCGUCAGGCAAUGUGCAGAACCUGAAGCAGAAGCUCAUGUCGCCGUUUACAGACCGGAUGCCUGCAGCUGCUGUUGGACCGGAUGUGCAGCUUGUAUACGACCGUGUCGUGCGACUCAUUGAAGGCAUUUCAGGCGCUACCGGCGUGGACGAGUUCAAGACGAGCUGCAAGGACUAUGGCCAGAACCGCUGCACGGACGACGAGUUUGUCAAUUAUCUGAGCAGCAAAUUUACGGCUGCACAGACGCUCGAGCUGUUGCCGGAAAUUGUCAAGCUUCUGCAGGAUGCCAACAAGCGGAAAUUCGUCUGGGAGUACUACCUCAAGGUCAAGUCGCAGUCGCGAUCGACCAGAAACGCGACGUCGCCCUCGCUGUUUUGA
Peronospora matthiolae is the source of this 1017-nucleotide messenger RNA. NCBI's taxonomy places the organism in Eukaryota, Oomycota, Peronosporomycetes, Peronosporales, Peronosporaceae. The record is from the annotation of a GenBank genome assembly.